Molecule: messenger RNA, 8886 nt
Organism: Porites lobata
Lineage: Eukaryota; Metazoa; Cnidaria; Anthozoa; Scleractinia; Poritidae
Source: the annotation of a GenBank genome assembly
AUGGAUUUUCUUCUCGCAGAAAUCAACAGAAAAAGUAAACAGAUCGAACAAAAUGAAGUCACAUCGGUGAGUUUAUUAAGUUUGUGACAAACAGUUAUUUUGAUAGUGAAAGGUGUUGUCGUUUAAAGUGAGCAUCAAUCGAUUUAUGAUUACACUGAUGAUUAUGACUCGAGGUGCUUGAACAUUUGCAUUUAAGCUUACAACGUAAGCUUAAUUAAGCUUAUGUUUUGAGUUUGUAAGCUGAACAGAAAUAAUUUGACACUCUUAACUGUUUAAAAUAAUUCGAGUGUCAAACUGAAAGUAUAUUAAGACGAAUGCUACGGGAGUAAUGGAUGAAAUUGCUUUGUUGAAAUUCGUGUGUUGAAAUUCAUCUCGAUCGACCAUGCACACUUAGGCAGGGAACACAGGACGAAACAAUGGAGAUCUAUACAAUGUAGCAUGACGUUGAGUUUUUUAAGAUACAUUCAUCAGUAGUGCUACCCUGUUUAAACUGGAACACCCAGUCAGAGACUAGUGGGACUGAACAAAGAGAAAUGAGUUUCAAACGCAACUAUAUAAUGCAGACAAAACUAUUAAACUUCACAGUUCAGACUCUUUUAGUGGGAGUCUUUAGUUGUUUUCCGUUUUUGCAUAGCCUGACAUAAACACGAGAGGGCUCGGAGAAUUCGAGACAGUUAUGCAAACCCGAGACGAAGUUAAGGGUUUGUAUAACCGUUGAGAAUUCUCCCAACCCCUCGAGUGUUUAUAUCAGGCUAUGCAAAUACAGGAAAAAGUUUUCUAUUGCUUUUAUAAAUUAACUUUCCCUGAGAAAAAAAGCAAAACUCUUUGUUAUCGCACUUAUUAGGAAAGAAAUUCUUACCAGUCGCAAAGUCUUGUGCACGAAGCCUUGCAUGUGUAAUCAGUUCUUGUUUUGCAAAAAAAGAUGCUUUCCAAAAUACAGACUUUUUUCACUUGAAACAACUUUUAAAAGUGAAAAUAAUUGACAUAGCAUAUUUGGAAAGAUUUUCCAAGUUUCAGCUGACGAGGCAAUGGGUAAAUAAAGUAAACUUGUAGAGUUGUCAACUCAAACACUAUUUCAAAUUGGUGCUUGUGUGAUUAGUGCACGAAAAAUAAAAAUAAAAUUUAAACCAAUUUUCAAAUUUACGACAAACUACAACACACUUAAGUAAAAUCCAUUUUCAAGUUAAACCAGGAUUUCGUUUGUCUCCUAUUAAUAAUAAUACUACAGCUCAGAAACAAAAAAAUUCUGAAUCAAACGAAGUUAAAAAUAUUGUAUUAAUCUGAGAACAGCUGUUACCUACAUGCUACUCCUUGGAUUAACUUACUUGUAACAAGUACAGUCUGAACAGCAUUUUUCUGUAUUUAUUUUUAGAAUAAGAAGUACUUUAGAAGAGGUGACCUAGCAGCGAAACAAGCAGAGGAAUACAAGAAGAAACAAGAGGUUCAGUGUUAGCAUGGCUGCUGUAUUCAUUUGAUUAGGUUCCCUGGGGGUAUUAAACUUUUGGUCCUUAAGAGAGAGUGCUUGUUCGAGGCUGGGCGCUUGUUAAAUUUUUAUUAUUUUGAGCAAGUAUUAAGUUAAUUUUAUAAUAAAGCAGUAAAUAAUAACAAAAUGUGAAGAUGUGCCAGAGCAGAAUUUUAACUGUUCAUGGAAAGUUUGUUUUAAAAAUGGCUUUAAAGAAAACUUUCUCUUCAGAGAAUUCUGCAAAUAGGUCAGUCGAAAAGAACCAAUAAAAACUUAAGUGGACAAUAAAAGUAUUGGUCAUUAUUUCUUUACCGCCCAAUCUGAGAUAGGGCAGUAAAGAAAUAAUGACCGAUACUUUUAUUGUCCACUCAAGUUUUUUUGGGGGUAGGGUGGUCAGUAAAACAUCAGAAAGCCCCUUUAGGGCAAAGUGUCUCAACUAAUUUUGUCACCAAUUGUAGGUUAAAAAAUUUUCACCUGAAUUCAAUUUUGACCUGUAAUAUUUACAAUCUUGUUCCCUAUGAAAGUAGCAGGGAAAAAUCCGUAGAACCUGGCAUUUCUUGAAAGGCCUUCUAAUAUUUUAAAACUUGAUCAAAGUUUUCAAAAUUGUUUAUGAUUGCAAAAUUUGGUUUUCCAGUGGAUUAUCACAGAAAUUUAGAUAGAGAGCUAUGAGAUGUCAUUUAAUGUAGACAAAAUAAUAAAGUAUAUUUUUAAACUAUCACAUCACGGACAUAGCUAGAACAAUUAUUACUUCUUGAGAAUUAAGAAGAUUUAUCAACAUGAGCAGUUAAUACUGCUGGAAGAUGACACCUACUAUCUGAUACUUUGAUGGUUACAAAAAUUUAUGUUGUUUGUUUUUGUUGAUUUUAACUUAGGAAAAACUGAAGGAAAAAGAGGUAAGCCAAGAAAUCAUUUUCAGUCUUUUUUUAGACCUGUUUUUAUUUACUCUAUUGUUAGAGAAAAUAAUGUUUGCCUUAUGAAAUUACAGGAAAAAUACGGGAAGAGAACUGCAGAAGAUGACAUAUUUUCUGGAUUUAAAAAGAAAAAGGGUGAAGGUGAAGGAAAAGCAGCCAUGAUCCCAAGAGAAGAGGUGCAGAACAUGUAGAAUAUCAUUGGACAUUUCAGUGUUAAAUUAAGUUUGCAUCAGCAUUGUUAUGGAAAUAAUUUCUUUAUUACCAGAAAUGUUUUUAAAAAAUAAUAAUUUUUUUUGUUUUAAUGAAGUUAUAACAUUUUGUUAAUUCCCUGUCGUGUGUAAACAUACACAUGAAAUUCCUGACAUUGCUUUUAUACAAAGAACAUCUUCUAAAAAUUUGUAAUAACCAGUGUUUGGUUUAACGCAUGAGAAACAGAAAAUUAUUUCUUCAUCCUUUACUGACACACUUUCAUUAUUUUUAAGGUGAUUCGUCGUUUGAGAGAAAGAGGAGAACCAAUAAGAUUGUUUGGUGAAAGUGAUGAAGAAGCUUGUCAGAGACUGAGGUUACCAUUUAUUGAAUUUGUGAAAUACAUCUUUGUAAACUAUGACUCUUUAAGAUAGACAAUUUUCUUUUUUUCGUUGACAAACUAAAUCAAUCUCUCUGCAGGAGAAUCGAGAUGCUUGCUCCAGAGAUUAACAAGGUAUGCUCUUAGAAUCAUGGAAGGAGUAAAAUUAAUACACCUGUAUAUUGUAGACACUGUAAUAGUAGGAUGUUGUUGGGAAUGUCUUACACCUUUAAUUUGUGAGUCAAUAGAAAUCCUUUGUCCUUUUUUUAAUUAAACUAGCUAUAAACAUUUUACUACAUGAAAAAUUAGUCAUGCUUAGCAGUUUCUUAUAUGUUUACCAGGGUCUAAGGAAUGACUUCAAGGCUGCUAUGGAAAAGAUUGAUCAAGAAUAUUUAGCAGAGCUGAUCAAGCAACAGGUCUGUCAUACUCUUUGUAUGAAAUAUUUUCUUAUGAAAGAUGUGAAUUUACUUAAGAGACUCUAAGUUAACCCAUUUGCUCCAGGAAAUGUUGCCAAAAGAUGCCUUUUGGAGAUAGUAAUACCUCUCCUCUUAAAAUGAACCAAAAUGGCCCAAAAUGUUGUUUAAGUUUAUCACUUCACAGCAUUCUGUUUCUGAUGCUACAUGUUGGCUUCUGAAGUUCAGGCAUGCACAGAAAGCAAAAUAUUUGUCAGAUAGUUUUUGGGUUUGAAAGGGACACUUACACCUUGCACAUUCUCAUUCUCCUCUUUUUUUCCUUUUCUUUUCUUACCUCAUAUUUUUUUGCUGGACAUUAAACCAGGCUUCAUAUUUGGUAGGAAAGGGGUUUUGGAAAACUUUUGUGAUUAUAGGAUUAGACGGAAUAUAGUGCAGGUGGAUAGUGGGUGGGUAGUGGUUACUGUUUUUUUGCAUUUUUAUCUGGCCCGUUGAACUGAAUCAUGCUCAUUUGGGUAUGGUUAGAAAGAUCUCUCCCCCCUGCUCAAGUUAGAUUUCAAAGUUGUUGGUGACUGUUAAAACUUAUGAAAUCACAAGCGGUAGAAGGGACGUACAUCCCUACCAGUGGUUAUGGGUGGUUCAGGUGUGGAUGGGUUAAGAUCUCAGGCAACAGAACCGUUUCCUUUGCUGUCACUAAGAGGGAAAUGUUCAGUGGCUGUGGAAAAAAUGCUUUAUUCUCAUGAUUGUAAAGGCUAUAUGUUGGCUGUAAAGCAGGUGUGUCGUGGCUGUUUACGGUUAAUUUUGUUAGUGUUGCCAAUUGCGUGUCCCCCAACACACUAUGGAACUUAAAUGAUAGAGAAGAAAUUAUCUUGAAAAUGACAAAAUAACAGCUUCUCCUGUCAAAUGAUUAUGUCUCCCAAGCAAUAUCAAACUUUACAAACAACAAAAGAGAACUUAGAAAAACUGUUAGGCUAACAAGUUUUUAAAAUCCUCAACACAGUAUAUUGCAAUCUAUUUUAGUCUUCAAAAAAUUGUCUAUCUGUGCCCUCUUUUUAAUUUUAUUUUGCUGUGUUAUUUAUUAUACCUUCUUUCAAAGCUUUUAGCAAUUACAGUAUUUUUAUAUUUCACUUGGUUUGGUGUUAACUGUGACUGUCUGAAUUUUGAUAAUUUUCCUGACUCAGUUCUUUUACAAUGUAAGCUGUGCACAUUUGACACUUCUGAUAAUACAAAAUUAAGAUCAUGUUUUUCCUUCAUGCAGGGUGGGGAGGAGCAAACUAAUGAAAGUGAAGAGUCAUCACAAGCAGAGGAUGACGGAACAACUCUUGAAGAUAUCAAGGUAAAAAAAAAUGCAAUUUCUUCCCCCUGCAGUUCUCCUCCUAAAGUUUCUGCUUUGUGUGAGCAAUUUAUUUCACAAAUCAUGUUUCAAAACUACUUAUUAAUAAAUAAUUUAUUGUUCCUCUCACUAUUCUGUAUAAAUUAAUGGAUUUCAUAGCAAAAAAAAAAUAGAUAGCACUAAGCUAUAUAAAAAUUCAAGAUACAACUAUAUAAUCUAAUCUAAACUUAUCAAACAAGUUAAAUAAUAAAAUGAUCAUCAGACUCUUGAUCAUUUAUUUAUUUAUUUUGUAUUAUAGAGAGCCACAGGUUUAUUAGCUCUGGCUAUUUGGUGUCAACCAUCUUUGAAUUUAAAUAAAGUCUUUAUCUUAUCUUCUUGUACAUGCAUGAAUGUACACUCAAGUACAUGUAUCAAUAUUGGAAAGAAUGACUUGUAAGUAAAUUUUAUGUGUGGUCAGUUUGAAAGACAAGCAGACGCAGUUGUAACUCAAUAUUAAGGCUCCUACAACUCAUGUACAUAACUUGUAUAAAAAUAGUAACAAACAGUUUUGACUUUACAGAGUUUGGCCAUUAACAUGGGCAAAGGUGAUGAAAACCUGGAUCAAGAUGUUAUAUUAAAGUUUAUACAGGUUUGUUAAUUUGUCAAACACCAAAAAAAUGGAAAUGGGUUUGCCAUUUGUACUGAGUAACAAACUAAAUCUUUUCACAGUUCCUCCUUCAUCUUUGGGCAAAAGAUUAUAAAACACGAUCUGAAGACAGCAAGAGAAGCUUGGAGGUAAGUAGAUAAGAACAGUCAAACCUUGUUGAUACAGACACGUGUACUGAGGGGGUCAUAAAAAUUGUGUGUAUUAAUGGAGUGUCCACAUUAAGCGGAUCGAAUUUAGAGAAAAUGGUAGGGUUUUUUCCCCAGGGACAAAGCAAACUGUCCAUAAUAAUAAUGAGGUGUCCGUAUUAAGCAAGUGUCCGUAAAGGCAAGUUUGACUGCAAUAAGUUUAAAAUUUUACACAAGUCCUAAAAUCUCUGCAUUUGUCUUUUGUGCUGAUAAUAGUAAUUUAUAGUGAAAACAUUUGAUUGCCCCACUGGUUUUAGCUACUCUGUGAGAGUACCUCUUAUAUAAUAUAAUCUUCAUUUUAAUUUCUUACAGGCAAAACUGGCAGGUGCCACUCAACGUCAGACUGAAUCGUAUCUGAAGCCAUUGUUAAGAAAACUGAAACAUAAGGUCAUAUUUUCAUGAGAUAUUCUUGAUGUAUGAGGCCUUAAGCCAUGACUUUAAGGAAACAGUAUGUGCAACAAAAUAAGGGUACUGAUUAUCAGAUCUGGAGGAGCUACAAUAAUAGACAGAUGUCUUUGAGACAGUUAUGCAAUAUUCCCCCCGCCCCCACCCCCUUCAAGUACCUGAGUGUAAUUUCAGAAUGCCCUUAUAAAGCAGUACUAUGUUUUUGACAAAGGCUUUGCAGAUCUUUCUCCUUCAACCUACUGUAUGUAAUGCUAUAUAGGUACAUGUACAUAGCACACAAACAAUCAGGGACAAAAGUCCUUGGGUUAGUCGUUUAGUAUUCAUACCUACCUGUAAUUUCAGGAUGCCUACUUAAAAUAGUGCUAUUUUUUUUACAAAUGCCUUGCAUGUCUUCCUCCCCACACCCUAUGCAAUGUUAAAAGUUAGGACAAAUUUUCGAUAGGUGGGUUUUACAUUGUAAGUGAGAUGGGAAAGGGGAUGUGCAUGUGUAGUUUAAAAAAAUCGCAACUAGUUCAAAUUUGUCCAUGAUCUUUUUUUUUUAAUCACCAGUAGCCACUGUUUAUUUUUGGUAGACCAAUUUCAAAUUUGCAUUACACAUUUGUUGACAUUCAUCUCUAGGCCUACCUCCUCCAAGCAAGGAAAUUUAACCUCAGUGUAGUAGUUAAUGACAUCAAUGCUUUUAUUCGUAAUAGUGGCCUAUUAUAUAAGUAAAAGUUCACAAAAAAAUCCAAACUUCUUGUUGUAAAAUCCUAAGAUUUAAUUUUAAAUACUAUUCAAAUAUUCCGCCAAAGAGAUUUCACCUACAGGUUAAACAUUGAAAAACCCUCUCCCAGUGGCUCAUGGUGGCUUUUUGGAGUUUUAAUCAUAGUCUUUUGUUCCCUUAACAGAAAACCCCACGGGACAUUCUUGCCUUUCUCACCAUCAUAAUCAUGAGUUUGUUGGAAAGAGAAUAUGUCAAGGUAUGAAACAUUCAAAUAUUCAUGUCUUUGGGUACAAAAUCAUAAGUACCAAUGGGAAAUUAGCUGGCCUUAUUUGUUAAAGAAAGUUUGAGCAACCAGUAGCACGUACAAGAAACAUAUUAUUCAUGAUGAGAUUCUUAAAGGGGCUAUAUCUUGCUAUUUGCUAUCAUUUUAGAAAACCAAAACUUGUCUUCGCGUCAACUGAAUUUCAAAAAUAAUGGUCCAGUUUUGUCAUGUUAGAUGUUAUUUAGGCGUUGAAACUGUUUCCUGUUGUCUGUUACAAGGGAUAGCAAGGACGAACAUGGAUUGAAACUUUAAAAAAGUUGCACCAACUUUUUCAAGUUUUAAUGUUAUGCCUGCAAAAAGCAUAAAAAAAAUAUUGGUUCCCCUCUACUAACUAUGGUUUUCCUUGAUGAAAUUUGUUUGAUAUAGAUCUUCUUCACCACUGUAAAGGUACAUUUUGUAUUUGGGAAAAGCCACUUGGUAAUGACUUCAGCACAGAAUUGACCUAUAAGAACACUAUCCUCGUGACAUCGCCCCUUCAAAAGUCUUUGUGGUGUUAUCAAUCGUGUUUUGUAAAAAGAACUUAAGAACACAUAAAUUUUUUUACAGAGAGCCAUGUUCCUUGUAUAAUGAUCAACAACAGUAUUGUACUGUUUCUUUGAAAUGUUUUUUUCUUUUUAAACAUUUUCAGGCAAAUGACUCUUAUCUUCAGAUGGCAAUUGGAAAUGCUCCGUGGCCCAUUGGGGUAACAAUGGUGGGAAUUCAUGCUCGAACAGGAAGAGAAAAGAUCUUUUCACAGAAUGUGGCUCGUAUCCUUUUCCUUCAGUAUGAUCAUCUGGUACUAACGUGUGCACACCCUGUGGUUACUUUGUUUGUUUAUGUAGCGAAGCAUACCUAAUUUACGUGCAACCACGCAUGUCAAAAGCCUCAGAAAACUUCAAAAUUAUUACGUUAAUCUGAAGUGGGUAUAAGGUAUUGAAUACUAACUCAUAAUGAGAGGCAAGAGGGAAUCGAAAUGUAUUUAUCAUUCCUUUCCAGUUAAAUCACUGUUGUUUCUCUAACUCAUCAUUUCAUCAGAUGUCCUCAACGACGAAACACAAAGAAAGUAUAUUCAGGUAUGGCUAUGAUUGGAAUAAGUACAAUUUCAGUUUUUUUUUUUCACGGAAAUCCUGUGACAAAGGCCACCCUCAUGGUUAGAACCACCUGGUACAGCAUUAUAAACAGUACAACAGGAAAGUACCGCUCAGUAGCUUUCAUUUGAAUGGUCACGCUUAAGGAUUUCAUCCACAGACUCAAAAGUUAGAACCACCUUGUACAGCAUUAUAAACAUUACCACAGGAAAGUAUUGCUCAGUAGCUUUCAUUUGAAUGGUCACACUUAAGGAUUUCAUCCACAGACUCAAAAGUUAGAACCGCCUUGUACAGCAUAAUAAACAGUACAACAGGAAAGUAUUGCUCAGUGGCUCUCAUUUGAAUGGUCACACCAUAGGAUUUCAUCCACAGACUCAAAAGUUAGAACCACCUUGUAUAUACUAGGUUUGGCAAUUAUGCAAUGCUUUUGGGUGGUAUACCUGGAAAUAUCCUACGAGUGACUUGAUUUUCCUAAGUACACACACGAGCCUUUAAUCAGCUUAAUAGACAGCACCUUAGUAAAAUACUGCUCAUCUUUGUGGUGGUAAUGUGGGAUUUCUUCAAGACAGAAAAAUUGAAAUCAGAAUGUGCAACGCAAAAUUUAAUUUGAUGUUUCCUUCCAUAUCAGGGUCUCAAACGUCUGAUGACAUUUUGCCAGAAAAAAUUUCCUGCAGAUCCAUCAAAGUCUGUAGAAUACAACGCUGUAAAGUGAAAGAAUUCAGAAAAGACGGAAGAAUUGUAUAUCACCGACUUGCUGGAGAAACAUCGCCUAAGCCGAAGGAUUGCUUACACAACUUUGUUUUGUGGACUGAUCACUAUGGCAACGGAAAUAAACUAGACACAAAAUGUUGAAAAUAAAAUCUAGUGUGUAUAUAUG